UCCAUCUAGGGUUGCUUCCCAGGCCAUCACACGUUCAAUUAAGCAACAGUUUUUAAGUCCAUGGCCUACUUGGGGAGCAAUACCUGAUGACGACAGAAAGCCAUUCUGGCAGCGCUUUCAGAUGAAGGUGCAGUGGAAACCUGAACAUGAAAGUCAGAUACACAGAAAUUUCCACAUGAAAGCAUCUCAUCGGCUGUCAGAGAUGUUUAGGGAUGCCCGCAAUGCAGGACAGCGCCCUAACAGGCUGGGUGAACAAAUUUGGAACUCUUUACUGGCCCAUUGGAAUACAGUAGAGUUCCGCAAUAAGUGUGCCAAAGCCCAGCGGAACAGAGCAUCUGAAAGGGGUGGCACCCUGCAUACUGGUGGGUCGAUCACCAUUCAUGAGCAUGUCAUUCGUAUGGCACAGGCUCUAGGACGGGCGGUCCAUGUUGAUGAGGUCUUUGCACAGACUCAUGUUCGGAAGGGAACUAAUCAAUUUGUUGAUGAAAGAUCUCGCAAGACUCAUGUAAGCAAAUAACACUAUUACUAUUACUAAUUGUUCAUUUAUGUUAUACUGUCGUUCCCUGACAUUGCUUUUAAUGUUUCAACAGGAAGAAUUUUC
Molecule: messenger RNA, 601 nt
Organism: Vigna angularis (adzuki bean)
Lineage: Eukaryota; Viridiplantae; Streptophyta; Magnoliopsida; Fabales; Fabaceae
Exons: 3
Coding region: 122-517 (131 amino acids)
Source: RefSeq, a predicted model, not a curated record